Melanaphis sacchari is the source of this 3698-nucleotide messenger RNA. RefSeq names its product rap guanine nucleotide exchange factor 4 (gene Epac). The record is from RefSeq and is a predicted model, not a curated record. Gene Ontology annotation, molecular function: guanyl-nucleotide exchange factor activity. The transcript has 21 exons. Bases 375 to 3434 code for a protein of 1019 amino acids. NCBI's taxonomy places the organism in Eukaryota, Metazoa, Arthropoda, Insecta, Hemiptera, Aphididae. Gene Ontology annotation, biological process: Ras protein signal transduction; positive regulation of GTPase activity. Gene Ontology annotation, cellular component: plasma membrane.
GAUUUCAAAGAUAAUACAUAUUAUGCAUUAUUGAAGUAUGCUGUAUAAAUGGUAGGAGAAAUACAGCAUUUAAAGAUGUGGUCGCUAAACUGAAUUCAGUGCCAUAACGUCCGUAACUGUAAAUGAUAGUUUACCGUUUGGCGAUUAUUAUUUAUUGGACUUGUUUAUUAAAAACAUUUGAUACACACUUAUCAUCAACAAUGUGAUACAAUGAUACAUGCCGGAUGGGAUACAUUUUCAACAAUAAAUUAUAAGUAUUUGGAAUUCAAGUACUACGAAUAGUGAACUCUUCGAUACUUCCAGAUAUUCCAAACACACGUCUUUAUGGCCCUACUCUACUGUAAUGUUUUUGAAAUCGCCAAAAACUUGUACAAAUGCACUUGCCAAAUAUCCAAUUUACGUGCGAUUACCAUUUUGGGUCGUCCGACAGGAGCGCCAAAGAUGUAGAGGCCAUUACGUCACGACUUAGACGUGUGGAUACGUUGAACCGUCUGCCUAACAACGUAUUGCAACAGUUGGCGUUCGUAGGAUACUACGAGGACCUGGAACGCGGCGUUAUGUUGUACAGACAAGGUGAAAUCGGGUCAAGUUGGUAUGCUGUAUUAGGUGGAAGUUUAGAAGCAAGACUUACGCAUACCUCUCAAACCUCGUCAACUAACACUGACAAGGCCGUUGUCACUCUGGACGUUGGUGCGACUUUCGGCGAAUCAAUAGUCCAUGACUUGCCCAGAGACAUGACAGUGUGCACCAAAACUACAUGUGAGCUGCUCAGGAUACACCAGAAUGACUUUAAAAAGAUUUGGGACAAACAUUCAAAUUUGAUGAAAGACUUAAUCGCUACAAAUAAACUAAGAAAUGGUAUGGCCAGUGGAAAUUUAUCCAAGUGCCAAUCUCCUCCACCUGUGAUGAAUCUGACUCGUAGAACGGUUACUCCUGAUAAUCCCGACCCAGCUGAAGUUAUUACGGAGAACCCCAGUAUGCCAAUGGCCAGAGCCGGUUGGGUAGUACGCACGUUGUUGCUCAGUGAUCAAAAUACCGUGCUCAGGGACCGGAAGACCGGUGGUGGCCGAUCCGUGGUCCGGAGAUGCGCUUCCGGCAGCGAACUGAUCGACUGGCUGAUGAACCUAGUAUCCACCGAUCACAAUUCGUUCAGCAGACACGACGUGAUUGGCAUGUGGCAAGCUUUGCUUGAGGAAGGAGUUAUAUCGCACGCUACCGGGGAACACCCGUUCAAGGACAAGUGUCUAUUUUACAACUUUUGGCAAGAUAGAGAAGGUGCACUAAACACGCCCACCAUACAAGAUGUGGCAGAGGCUGAAGAACAUCUAGACGAAGCGUUACAGGAACUUGUCCACAGGGGACCGGAUGCACUCUUACGUCUAAUCCUACGAUCACCAAGCUCAGAGAGGACGCCCGAGGACUUAGAGCUGAUAUUUGAGGAACUAUGCGAACAAAAAGCUUUGGCUCACCUACCAAACUCGGUGAAACGGGAACUGGCAUCUGUUGUGGUGUUUGAAGCUCAUCCAAGAUCCGGUCAUAUACUGUUCCGACAAGGAGACGAAGGCAAAGCGUGGUACGUGAUUAUGCAGGGUGCGGUCAACGUGGAAACAUACUCCAAAGGCGUUAUAGAAUCGCUCUACGAAGGCGAAGACUUUGGUGGUUUGGCAUUAAUACACAACGUUCCAAGAUCAGCGACCAUAUCCAUCAAGGAAGACAAUACUCAUCUUCUGCGUGUAGAUAAAGACAGUUAUAAUAAAAUCGUAAGGGACAUCGAAGCGAAUACUGUCAGACUGAAAGAACUCGGUAGUGACGUUUUGGUACUAGAAAAAUCUCCACGAUUACACAAAUACAUGAUUAUUGCUGGAACUCCGCAAAAAAUUCUAGAACAUCUUCUAGAGCACAGACUAAGUAGCACAAAUGUUGCAAGCUCCAGGAACGACCCGUGUCUAGAUGAUUUUUUAUUAACACACAUAGUGUUUAUGCCCACCAGGACAUUAGUGUCAGAACUCAAUAAAUAUUAUCAUAUGGAAAAUCCAGCGCAAGACAGAGAGUACACAAUCAAUUGUAAAAGAAAAGUUGUACAAUUCGUUUACAGAUGGGUGGUUACGAUAAGGCAUCCGGUGUUUGACGAUGUCAUCUCGAUGUCAUUUCUCGAGGAACUGGCUAGUGACGUGGAAGCUGAUUGUCAACUAUUGGGUGGCAAAAGUCAAGCUCUGCAAGAGGAAGCCAGCCUAAUGCAUCAUAUUAUGUCUCGAUUGAGAAGGUAUCAAGACGAACGAUUAGAGACUUCAGGUUUAAAAUGGAAGUUACCGCCUGGUGGUCAACCUAUUUGCCUGUUUUCAGCAAUAAGCAAUCCGUCAAAAAAUAAUAGACCGAUCAUCCGACCAAACGAUGAUAUUAUAUUCCGAGUGUAUUGUGCCGAUCAUACAUUUUGCACUUUGCGACUGCCUGUCAAUGCCACUGCAGAAACUAUCAAAGUGGGAGCCUACGAAAAAUGCAGUCUUCGACAUCCCGUACAGGAUCUGAGAAUAGUAGAAGUAAAAUCAAACGGGGAAAGGGUGCCGUUCAGGGAUAGCGAACACUCGAUACCAACCACUGUGGCACUGAACAGUUGCAUAUUUCUAACGCCAAAAGAUCACAUGGAUGCUUUGACAUGUGUGCCAGAACAAGAAAAAUCUGAAGGGGCAGAUAUAUCGAGUGAUUUUGAUUCACUGAGCACCAAGGAACUGGCGUAUCAUAUGACACUUUUCGAUUGGGAAUUGUUUUGGAACGUCCAUGAGUACGAAUUGAUAUACUUAACGUUUGGCAGACAUCGGUUCCAACAAAUCACAGCAAAUUUAGAUAUAUUUCUCAGGCGAUUCAACGAAAUUCAAUAUUGGGUCAUCACCGAAAUAUGUACGUCACAAAAUAUAUCAAAAAGAACGAAUAUACUGAAGAAAAUGAUAAAAUUGGCUACGUACUGCAAAGAGUAUUAUAAUUUCAACGCAUUUUUCGCUAUCCUCAUGGGAUUAAGUGACGUGGCCGUAAGUCGGUUAUCAACUACUUGGGACAAGUUACCGUCCAAGUCACGAAAACAAUUCACUGAAUAUGAGACACUCAUUGACCCUAGCCGGAACCACAGAGCGUACAGAAUCACUGUGGGCAAAUUGCCCUCUCCUAUGAUACCAUUCAUGCCUCUACUCAUCAAAGACAUGAAAUUCACCCACGACGGCAACAAAACGCAUGUGGACGGUUUGGUCAACUUUGAAAAAAUGCACAUGCUGGCGCAAACCAUGAGGACACUCCGAUAUUGCCGAGCCAGGCAUUUGGUGUUGGAACCGCCGGUGUCGAAAAACGAAGCCGACGUCAAGUCGUACGUGAGUUGUUUAAGGUGUAUAAACAACGAGCGGACGUUGAUGAGCAUGUCCCAGAAACUGGAACCCAGAAGAACUUAAACGCUCAUCUACGACAGUAUCAUAAUAUAUAAUACAUACCCGAUACGAUUCAACGAUUCGCUAAAAGUUGUAUCAUAAUAUUAUAAUAUUGUACAGCGGACUCUUCGCCGAGUAACGAGUAAAUACUAUAUACAUAAGUACACGCGUGCGUAUAAACGAUGAUUAUUGAGUAUUUUAUUCGUAUAUACGCGCUGUUGUACAUACCCUUAUGGCCGUAUAUAGUAUAUAUUGUUUUUUUAAUCGAAAUCUUAUAAAUUUCGUUCU